CAACCGGGAGACUCUUCAAUAAUGCUAUGAAGGGAGGAAUAGAUGAUGAAACCUCUCUCUCUGCUUAUGUAACAAUGGCUUUGCUGGAAGCUGGGGUAUCUGUACAGGACCCAGUGGUGGCAGAUGCUUUAUCCUGCCUGAGGAAGGCUGCCAAAGAUGUGAGCAGUGUGUACACCCAGGCUCUGCUGGCCUACACUUUCACUCUGAGUAACGAUACUGAACUCAGGGAGAUGCUGCUGGCUAAACUGGAGGAGAAGGCUGUAAUGAAUGAAGGACAGUUACACUGGGAGAGGAAACCUGCCACAGUGCCCUCUGCCCUCCCAUACUGGUACCGCGCUCCCUCAGCCGAGGUGGAGUUAACCUCCUAUGUGCUGUGGCCCUUCUCUCUGGCCCCAACAAGGACCUGGGCAAAGCUUCUGAGAUAGUCAACUGGGUGAGCAAGCAGCAAAUCCUUAUGGGGGGUUCUCUUCUACUCAGGACACGGUUGUAGCUCUACAGGCUCUUGCUGAGUAUGCCGAGGCCACAUUCUCUGACAAGGGAGAUGUCACAGUCACAGUCACUUCCAAG
This is a messenger RNA of Xenopus tropicalis (tropical clawed frog), 567 nucleotides long. It is a transcript of the gene a2ml1.7, whose product is annotated as alpha-2-macroglobulin-like protein 1 gene 7. The record is from RefSeq and is a predicted model, not a curated record. The transcript has 5 exons. NCBI's taxonomy places the organism in Eukaryota, Metazoa, Chordata, Amphibia, Anura, Pipidae. Bases 27 to 425 code for a protein of 132 amino acids. Gene Ontology annotation, cellular component: extracellular region.